Thalassophryne amazonica is the source of this 5526-nucleotide messenger RNA. RefSeq names its product protein tyrosine phosphatase receptor type Ub (gene ptprub). The coding region runs from base 208 to 4557 and encodes 1449 amino acids. Gene Ontology annotation, biological process: protein dephosphorylation. Gene Ontology annotation, cellular component: membrane. Lineage: Eukaryota; Metazoa; Chordata; Actinopteri; Batrachoidiformes; Batrachoididae. The transcript is spliced from 32 exons. The record is from RefSeq and is a predicted model, not a curated record. Gene Ontology annotation, molecular function: protein binding; protein tyrosine phosphatase activity.
AGGCUGGGAGGGAAAGUGAAAAGCUCUCUGAAGUGUUUACCCUGACGUCAGUUUGCAGAAGUAGCUCUGCCCUCAGUGUCUGCGAAAGUCCGUUCAGAAAGAACUGGGGAAUAGAUGAGCUCGGCUCAACUCCGUGCGAUCCGGAUCCCCACGGAGCCCUGAAAUGCUUUCUCUUGAACCUUUAAAGUGGACUAAAUCACCUCCGCCAUGAACACCUGCGCCUUUCUGUUGAUUCUCACUGUUCAGAUCUACGCUGACGGCAUCGAGGGGCCAACAGCGGCUGGCUGCACCUUUGAGGAGGAUUCAGAUCCCAAUCUGUGUGACUUCACCCAGGGGGAGGACGACGACUUUGACUGGCUGCUGUUUCGAACAUACAGUUCACCUUAUGCCAGCGCUGACCUCCUGUGGGGAUCGUAUAUGCUGGUGAACUCCUCCCAGCAUGCUGUGGGUCAUCGUGCUCAGCUCCUGCUGCAGACACUCAGUGAAAACGACACUCAUUGCGUCCAGUUCAGCUACUUUCUGUACAGUCGUGAUGGCCAUAGCCCAGGGGCUCUACGGGCGUAUGUACGAGUCAACGGAGGUCCACUCGGCAACUCGGUGUGGAACACGUCAGGUUCUCACGGCAAGCAGUGGCACCAGGUCGAGCUUGCGGUCAGCACCUUCUGGCCUAAUGAAUACCAGGUGCUGAUUGAGGCCACUGUUUCCAGAGAACGGCAAGGCUACAUUGCCAUCGAUGACAUCAUGGUGCUCAACUACCCCUGCUAUAAGGCACCUCACUUCUCCAGGCUGGGAGACGAGGAGGUCAAUGCCGGGCAAAACGCCUCUUUCCAGUGUGUUGCUGCUGGACGAGCAUCGGAGGCUGAGAACUUCCUGCUAGAGAGACACAGUGGGGAAAUAUUGACAACAGCGUCAGUCAAGCACUCGAGUCAUCGGCGCUUUGUGGUGUCCUUCCAGCUAGACAGCGUCCAGAGAACGGACCAAGACCUUUACCGCUGUGUUACCCAGUCCCCCAGGGGCUCUGGAGUGUCCAACUUUGCAGAACUUGUUAUUAAAGUACCUCCAUCCCCUAUUGCACCGCCUCAGCUGCUGCGUGCGGGCUCCACUUACCUCAUCAUCCAACUCAACACUAACUCCAUCCUGGGAGACGGCCCCAUUAUCAGGAAGGAGAUUGAGUAUCGUGCAAGCCAGUCUCCGUGGUCAGAGGUGCAUGGUGUCAAUAUGGGCACCUAUAAGCUGUGGCACCUGGAUCCAGACACGGAGUACCACAUUAGUGUGCUGUUGACACGGCCUGGAGAAGGGGGGACUGGCCCACCUGGACCACCUCUCGUGAGCAGGACCAAGUGUGCAGAGCCCAUGCGGGCACUGCGGGGCCUCAUAGCCACAGAUAUCCAGUCCAGACAGUUGUCACUACAGUGGGAGAAUUUAGCAUUUAACCUGACACGCUGCCACACCUACUCAGUGUCCCUAUGCUACCGCUACACCACUGCGGGAGGCGGCGGAGGCCACAACACCACUGUUCGUGAGUGCCUGGCAGUGGAACACAACGCCUCACGCUUCACACUGCGUGAUCUGCCACCUUACCACAGCAUCCUUGUCCGUCUGUCACUGUCCAACCCAGAGGGAAAGAAAGAGGGCAGAGAGGUGACCUUCCAGACAGAGGAAGACAUUCCUGGAGGCAUAGCACCGGAGUCGCUCACCUUCACACCGCUGGAUGACAUGAUCUUUUUAAAGUGGGAAGAGCCUGUUGAACCCAAUGGUCUUAUUACUCAGUAUGAGAUCAGCUACCAGAGUAUUGAGUCAUCUGAUCCAAGCAUCAAUGUCCCAGGACCCAGAAGAACAGUGUCCAAGCUGAAAAACGAGACCUACCACAUGUUCUCCAACCUCCACCCUGGAACUACCUACCUAAUCUCCGUCCGCGCCCGUACAGCCAAGGGCUUUGGCCAGACGGCCCUCACCGAAAUCACAACCAACAUCUCAGCACCCACAUUUGACUAUGGCGAUAUGCCGUCUCCCCUGAGCGAGACAGAGAGCACCAUUACUGUGCUACUGCGUCCGGCACAAGGGAGAGGAGCACCCGUUAGCACUUACCAGGUGGUGGUUGAAGAGGAGAUGGUAAAGAAAGUGAAGAGGGAGCUGGGGCUCCAGGAGUGUUUCCCACUGCCCAUGUCCCAUGGGGAGGCUCAAGCCCGGGGCACGCCGCACUACUACACAGCAGAACUGCCACCCAGCAGCCUUCCAGAGGCCAGUCCCUUUACUGUGGGUGACAACCACACGUAUAACGGCUACUGGAAUAGCCCUUUGGAUCCACGCAAAAGCUACCUGGUCUACUUCCAGGCCAUGAGCAACUUCCGAGGGGAGUCCAGAAUAAACUGCAUCCGCAUUGCUCGAAAAGCGGCCUGCAAAGACCACCGGAAGGCUCUGGAGGUGUCUCAGCACUCUGAAGACAUGGGACUCAUUCUGGGCAUGUGCGCUGGAGGACUGAUUGUCCUUAUCCUGCUGCUGGGCGCCGUCAUCAUCAUCAUUAAAAAAGGAAGGGACGACUUCACUUACUACCCGAAAUCAGUGAACAUGAAUAAGACACCCAUUACCUACCGGCAGGAGAAGAGCCAUAUGGGCUCCAUGGAGCGGAGCUUUACAGACCAAAGCACCCUCCAAGAGGAUGAGAGAAUGACCCUUUCUUUCAUGGAUGCACAUACCUGUGGCACACAAAGUGAUGCUCGUAGUUCGGUGAAUGAGGCUAGCAGUCUGCUCGGAGGCUCCCCGAGGCACCAGUGUGGGCGAAAAAGCUCGCCAUACCACACAGGACAGCUCCACCCUGCCGUCCGAGUGGCUGACCUUCUUCAGCACAUCAACCAGAUGAAGACUGCUGAAGGCUACGGCUUUAAACAGGAGUAUGAGAGCUUCUUUGAUGGUUGGGACUGUACAAAGAAGAAGGACAAAACAAAGGGAAGACAUGACACCCUUUUGGGAUAUGACCGCCACAGAGUCAAGCUACACCCUCUCUUGGGAGACCCCAACUCUGACUACAUUAACGCAAACUACAUAGAUAUUCGGAUUAACAGGGAAGGCUACCAUCGAUCCAACCACUUCAUUGCCACUCAGGGACCCAAGCAGGAGACUCUCUAUGAUUUUUGGAGGAUGGUGUGGCAGGAAAAUUGCUUCAGCAUCGUCAUGAUCACUAAGCUGGUGGAGGUUGGAAGGGUGAAAUGCUGUAAAUACUGGCCCGAUGACAGUGAGAUGUAUGGCGAUAUUAAAAUCACUCUACUUAAGACCGAGACGCUGGCUGAAUACACAGUUCGCACAUUUGCUUUGGAAAGGAGAGGGUACUCAACGAAGCACGAGGUACGUCAAUUUCACUUCACAUCCUGGCCGGAGCAUGGGGUUCCCUAUCAUGCCACGGGACUGUUGGCCUUUAUACGGAGAGUGAAAGCCUCGACGCCUCCUGACGCCGGCCCCGUGGUCGUCCAUUGCAGUGUCGGGGCGGGUCGCACCGGGUGCUAUAUUGUGCUGGAUGUCAUGUUGGACAUGGCCGAGUGUGAGGGUGUGGUCGAUAUCUACAACUGUGUGAAAACGCUGUGCUCUCGACGCAUCAACAUGAUCCAGACAGAGGAGCAGUAUAUCUUUAUCCAUGAUGCCAUUCUGGAGGCCUGCCUGUGUGGAGAGACUGCUAUCUUAGUCAAUGAGUUUGCUGUCACCUACAAAGACAUGCUGCGGGUGGAUUCCCAAAGUAAUUCUUCCCAGCUACGGGAAGAGUUCCAGACGCUAAAUUCCGUGACUCCCCAUCUGGAUGUGGAAGAGUGCAGCAUCGCUCUGUUGCCCAGGAACCGAGAGAAGAACCGUAGCAUGGAUGUUUUGCCGCCGGACCGUGCCCUGGCCUUCCUGGUAACCACAGAAGGGGAGAGUAAUAAUUACAUCAACGCUGCUCUCGCCGACAGCUUCCACCGGCAGGCUGCCUUCAUUGUAACGCCACACCCUCUGCCAGGCACCACAGCAGACUUCUGGAGGCUGGUUUUUGACUACGGCUGCACCACAGUGGUCAUGCUCAACCAACUCAACCAGUCAAACUCAGCUUGGCCAUGUGUUCAGUACUGGCCAGAGCCCGGUUUACAGCAGUAUGGCCCCAUGGAAGUGGAGUUUCUGUCCAUGUCAGCUGAUGAGGACGUCAUUACACGUCUGUUUCGGGUCAAGAAUGUCACAAGACUCCAGGAGGGCCAGCUGGUGGUGUGUCAGUUCCAGUUCCUGCGCUGGUCGGCUUAUCGUGACGUUCCCGAUUCCAAGAAAGCGUUCCUCGGCCUGCUGGCUCAAGUGCACAAGUGGCAACGGGAGUGUGGGGACGGACGCACCGUGGUCCACUGCCUCAAUGGCGGAGGUCGGAGUGGGACUUUCUGUGCCUGCAACAUGUUACUUGAGAUGAUCCAGUACCAGAACAUGGUGGAUAUUUUUUAUGCCGUCAAGACGCUACGCAACUGCAAACCCAACAUGGUGGAGUCUCUGGACCAGUACCGAUUCUGCUAUGACCUUGUCCUGGAGUAUUUGGACUGCUUUGAGGAGAGAUAGCAACAAAAUGUUUACCACAGCUGAUGCAUCCUGCGCGCUGCUGAUUCAAUUUACAGCCACCCAGUGAGCCCCUCUACUUUAAUAUUCCGACCUGUGGACUCGACACUGGAAGGACAACAAAGGAAUGUCAGAAAAAAUGUGGCUAAUGCUCUGACUUUUAACCUUUAAUGUACAGCUGUGAUUUCCUCUUCGUCGGUAAUGUUUUAUCUGUUUUGAAAUUUUUAGUGCUUUUCUUGGCCCUCUUUGCCUCUGGACCAGUGCUUUUUCUUUUGCGCGGCGGCAGCCAAACAACAUUCAACACGAGCUGCAAAACGGACCAAUCUGAAGAAGGCUCUCCUCCGCCGUGUUUCAUUUGCGUUCGGACAGAAGUGUGCACAGCACAGUUACUACAACAUUAUAUAUAAGUGAAAGCAUUUUCUUCUUUCUUACAGCUACAUGCAGCAGCAGUCUGCUGUGGCUGUGGCACUUAUCUAUCAUAAUACCAUAAACUGCCUUAUUCUCUGCCCGUAGAUCGGAUAUGUUCAGAUCAUUGAAGGAAUUGAAAAAGAGGCUCGCCCUGGUGGACGGACACCCUAUUGAUGCAGAAACCGUACAUUUGUGCAGCGUGUUGUAUUUUGCCGUAUCUCUGUUGGAUUACAACGUGUGCUACAGGUGGAAGCUUCCGGGGACGGCAGCACUGGGCCUGGUGCCACCGACGAGAGAUUCCUCUCUCAUUAUCUUCACAGCGCCAAUCCCACUGACGGACCUGAAUCCUGUCUUUUCUUUAUCCCGCGGCUUCAUUGGCAUAUGCACAUGGACGCACAGUGUUUACUGCAUCAGCUAAUGAUCCUGUUCUGACGUGUUUGUGUUUUAUGCCCAGUGGGAACACAAAGGAACGCGGUAGCAGAAAAGUCCAGGUGUGAAAAAUGAUUUUCUGUUCAUCUGUGCUGAUGUGCCAGUUAUGGCUUUGCAUUACAGGCGAGUUUCUUA